UCGAAGGAGGGAGCAAAAGCCAAAGAGCGAUUUCAGUGAAAACGAAAGUAAAUGUUUUCAGGGAGGGGCUGUCGUUCUGAACGUCUUUAUUUUUUACACAUUUGUCCAAGAAAAGGCGGAAAAUGUUCGAUCAGAUUGUGGGAAAGUAAGAGCUGGACUCGAUAAUGAUGAUUUCACUGCUCGCUAUGUUUCUCGAUAUACUUCCUGAUCAGAGUUCUUCUGCAGUGUUUGUGAAAAAUAUCUCAUUGCGGAAUAGUCUGACUUUCUGAAGCUAGAGAUGAGAUCCUUCAAUCACUUCUUGCCCAUGAUGCAAGGAAGACAUUUGAGUAUUGUGCUGCUCCUUGGUUUUCACACUGUGCUGUCAGAGAUAUUCCAUGUGUUUGUACCAGACUAUCCCAUCACAGUCUCUGUGGGUGAAGAUGUUGUACUGGAUUGCCAAGUAGUCCCAGAUAUAUCUCUGGAUACUCUGGAGGUUCGAUGGUUUAUAUCAAAUUCAGCUUCACAAGUUCAUUUAUAUACCGGUGGGCAGGACCGACCUGAUGUACAAGAUAAAGGUUAUCAAGGGAGGACGGAACUGUUUAAAGAUGAGCUUCCUCGUGGAAAUGCCUCUCUGAAACUGAAGAAGAUAGAAGUGUCAGACGAAGGGAUUUACACAUGUUUCAUUAAGUCCAAAACACACCAUGAUCAAGCAGUGAUAGCUCUGAAAGUUGCAGAGUUUGGACAGCGGCCUUGGGUUGAUGUGGAGGAGAACAACAAAGGACUUUGUGUUGUGUGUCGAUCAGACGGAUGGUAUCCUGAGCCACUGAUACAGUGGGUAGAUGGGAAAGGAGAUGCGACAGUACAGUCUGAAACAGAAUUCAUUCAGGACCCCACAGGCCUCAUCACUGUCCAGAGUCGUAUUAAUGUCCAAAGUGAUUCUGUGAACAAGUUUUCAUGUUUCAUAGAAAACCAGUUAUUGAGCAAAAGACGAGAGGCCCAUCUCCAGAUAUCAGAUGAGUUCUUCCCCAGAGUCAAUGCUUGGCUUGUAUGUUUCUUGGUGUUUCUUGGCCUUGUGAUUGCGGCUAUUACUAUUGAUGUAAUAGUCCACAGAAAAGAAGAUGAAAAGAUUAAAGAACUACAGGAAUUCCUCACUUUGGAAGGUUUCAACAAACUGGAAAUAAAUCGUGUCUCUGUGACCCUGGAUGUGGAAACAGCGUAUCCUGAGCUCGAGGUGUCUGAGGAUCUGAAGAGUUUGAGAUGGACCGGGACCCGAAGGGAUCUCCCUGACACCGGGAAGAGGUUUACACACUGGGAGUGUGCCCUGGGAUCAGAGGGAUUCACAUCGGGGAGACAUUACUGGGAGGUGGAGGUGGUGGGGAAUCGGGUCUGGAGACUGGGAGUAGCCUCAGAGUCUGUGGAGAGGAAGGACUGGGUCAGACUGAUCCCUGAGAAUGGAUUCUGGACCAUUGGGCGGAAAUGGGAUCAGUUUUAUAUAAACAACACUCAAUCCCCUCUCCCUGUCGGUCAGGUCCCCGGGAAAGUGGGAGUUUAUCUCAGUUAUGAGUCUGGGACAGUUUCAUUUUACAACGUGGACACCAAGUCCCAUCUCCACACCUUCACUGGGAAUAAAUUCACUGGGAAACUUUAUCCUUUCUUUGGGAGUUGGCAUUUAAACCAGUUUCUGAGAAUCUGCUCUAAGGGGCGGGGGCUCCCUGACGUCACAGUGACCUGACCCUGGGGUCAGGGGUCAGAAACAUACUUUGAGAACAUAUUGGUAUAAAAUAUUCUUUAAAAUUUACAAUUUAUACUUUGUACAAUCAGACUGUAAAUAACUUCAAUAUAAAUAGAAAUGUCAGAUGGACCUGACCUCAGGGUGAGGGACUGGGUCAGAGGUGAGGGGUCAGGGUGUUACUCAAUGUGUCAUUCAAUUUCAAGAUUAUAUUGUUGAAAAUCACAACCAAAGUGUAAAUAAAUCAGACAGAAAUGUAAAUGUCAGGAUUAAAAUAAAAAAUAAAUAAAUGAA
Stegostoma tigrinum is the source of this 2002-nucleotide messenger RNA. RefSeq names its product butyrophilin subfamily 1 member A1-like. Gene Ontology annotation, molecular function: protein binding. The record is from RefSeq and is a predicted model, not a curated record. The transcript has 9 exons. Lineage: Eukaryota; Metazoa; Chordata; Chondrichthyes; Orectolobiformes; Stegostomatidae. Bases 278 to 1711 code for a protein of 477 amino acids.